Marasmius oreades (fairy-ring Marasmius) is the source of this 887-nucleotide messenger RNA. RefSeq lists its product as uncharacterized. The record is from RefSeq and is a predicted model, not a curated record. The transcript has 4 exons. The coding region runs from base 55 to 780 and encodes 241 amino acids. Lineage: Eukaryota; Fungi; Basidiomycota; Agaricomycetes; Agaricales; Marasmiaceae.
UGCCCUUUAUUCCUUACUUCGACGAACCACCUGCAUUUCGUGCUGUGUUUUGCCAUGAAUCGAAAGGCUCAGACUCUCAGACAUGCUAUGAGACCAUCUCUAGCACUCGGUACCGAUGAUUUAGGAGUGUUGCGAGAAGGAGAUGAAUCAAACGAGGAUGUGCUUCGUCGUCAACUGCUGGAGAAAGAUAGAGAAUGUGACAGGUUACAAACACAAGUUCAACUUCUCCAGGAUCAGUUAUCACAGAGGCCACCGUUGGAAGCUGUGCAAGAACUCGAGAAAGAGUAUAAGAAUCUCGAUUUGUUGCUCCAAGGUACUCAACGAGAAAAUGAACGAUGUAUGGCUGAGAUAGAGCGAGGUAAAACGCGGGAGAAGAUGCUUGAGAGAGAACUCACGAGACUGGCAGGGGAGAAUUGGCAGUCGUCUCUGGAUAUUGCACCAACACCUAGCGCGAUGAGUCGUACAGGUAUCUUACAUCAACGCAGCAAUACUCUCGCCAGCCCUAUUUCAACAUCUUCGCGACCAUCUUCCUCCUCCUCACGUUUGAUGUCAUCACCGGCUAGUGACUCACAGAACCAAAGCAAUAAUAACCCGAAUUCGAACGAUGAAAAAGAUCGACAAGCAUUAGCCGCACAUAUCGAGCAAGUGCGUAUGUUGGUGCUUGGUGUCGAGCAGCGGGUACAGGCAAGGGAAGAGAAAUUACGAUCUAGAAUGGAGAGAGCGGAGGAAGAAUCAAAGCGGUUUGAUACGCUCAGAAAGGAGAUUGUGGCCGAUUCAUGAAUACACGACGAAUGCUGGGAUUAAUCCAUCUUUGUACAUGUAGCGCCUUCUUGUAUUUAUACACAUGUUUACUACUUUGUAAGAUCACAACUCUUCUGAAUCCUCAA